GAUGCUUUCCAGGGUAUGUCAAGUAUCAACUCAAUCACCUUGCAAUACAAUGAGAUAUCUACGAUAUACAAUGGCUCAUUUAAUGGUCUUUCAAGCCUUCAACAUUUGGAUUUGUAUUCCAACCAACUGUCUGAGAUUCCUUUGUUGGCUUUUCACGAUUUGGCAGAAGUAACAUAUCUCAAUCUACAAGAGAAUCCAAUAGCUAUUAUUCACAGCAACUCUUUUACUGGUCUCUCCAGUCUUACAAGUUUAUAUUUACAGUCUAACAGCUUAACUGAAAUUCCAGUGAAUGCAUUUCAGGGUAUGGCAAGUGUCAACUCAAUCAAUUUGCAAUCCAAUCAAAUAGCAGUGGUACACAGUGGCUCAUUUAAUGGUCUUACAAAUCUUCGAUAUUUAUAUUUACAGUCUAACAGCUUAACUGAAAUUCCAGUGAAUGCAUUUCAGGGUAUAGCAAGUGUCAACUCAAUCAAUUUGCAAUCCAAUCAAAUAGCAACAGUACACAGUGGCUCAUUUAAUGGUCUUACAAAUCUUCGAUAUUUUUACUUGGGCCACAACUCACUGAAUCGUUUUCCAGCUCUUCAGGCAGUUGCUGCAUCACUUCAGCUAUUGCAUUUGCAACACAAUUCUAUAUCAGACAUCAGCAAUACAUCAUUUCAUAUGUUUACCUCGUUGAGAAUUUUGGACCUCAGUGGCAACAGGUGUGGUUUGUUGUCAAAGGACAAUUUUGCAUCUCUUGAGUCACUGCGCGAGCUGUAUCUGUCUCAGAAUGACCUUCAAAGUCUACCAUCAUCCCUAAGCAAUUUAACACUCUUGGAGCUAUUUGAUGCAUCCAACAAUCUUCUGACUUCAUUAGGAAACAGCACAUUUGUUAAUCUUCAAAACUUGAAGAAUCUAGAUUUGCAGAGCAAUCGUCUCACGAAAAUUGAUUCAGCAUCGUUGUCGAAUGUAACAAAUCUGGAAAACCUCUAUUUGCAGUAUAAUCAUAUAUCUAACUUGGAUAGCAGGGCUCUGAAGGCAAGCACUCGUCUUUAUCAAGUUGAUUUGUACAACAACAGGCUUACUACCCUGGAGAAUGACACAUUCUCAGGAUUCUCUUCAUUACAUUAUCUGAAUUUGUACAACAAUUUAUUGAGUAAUCUACCUAAAGGUGUUUUUGCCAGUCUCUCAUCGUUACAUACUUUACGUUUGGAUUACAACAGGCUGACUGAACUACAAGAAAGGGUGUUUACUGGUCUUUCAGCAUUGCAAGAAUUAUAUCUGAAUGGGAACAAACUGGUAUCUCUUGCAACAUUUCUGUUUCAAGGUCUUGAAAACCUUCAACGCCUGGAUCUAACCAACAAUGAAUUAAAUGCGUUGCAAGAAGGUGUAUUUGCUGGACUGAAUCCUGGCAUUAUAUAUGUUUAUGGAAAUCCCUUUUAUUGCUCAUGCAAUAUGCUAUGGUUUUUUGAAUUUUUGCAGAGCCAUUCUCUUCGAGAUGAACAUUUGUAUUCAUGUUCCAAGACCAGUCAAUAUGUGGCAGUUCGCUUUUCAACUCUCAGCAGUGAAGACUUUAUUUGUGUCUUACCAGUGUUUACUAGUCAACCAAGUGAUGUUACAAUCAUUGAGAAGCGAUCAUUGGUGCUGCCUUGUUCUGCCAGUGGCUUCCCAACACCAACCAUCACAUGGUACAAAGAUGGAACUAUUGUGACACGACAUACACAAUUGACAUCUGGCGCUUUGUCUAUCUACUCGGUUGAGACAACUGAUGAAGGGAAAUAUGACUGUGUUGUUGUUAGCAUUACUGGAUAUGAGAUUCGAUCAUCAAUGAUACUCACUGUUCAAGUGCUUUGUAAUGACAACUGUGCAAUUCUUGAUGCUGUUUACCGUGACUUCGAAAUGGACGCUGUUGAUGCCCCAAGCUUCUCGUCUAUAGCUCCUCUUUCUGGUCUUUUGUUUGGUAUUGUGAGCUCACAUUUAUACACCGCACCAGUGCUGAACAAUCAGCGCAAGCCAAUAUACACUGAAUUUUUCAGCUGGUUUAGCAAUGCCAAUGACGAUGAUGAUGACAACAGAAGGCAAUAUAAUCACUUGCUGCGACUAGACAGACAAGGCACUACAUUGGUUUAUCAAAGUGACUCUUUUUUCCCAAUGGACACACAGGGUUUUAUCAACAGCACAUCUACCUUGAAGGAUUGUCAAGACACUCUUCACAACUUUGGAUUUACAUCUGUGUUUCGGACUGCGUUUCGUUACCGAGGAAAUGAAAAAAUAGUCGUAUAUGGCAAUGAUGAUAUUUGGGUCUUCGUGGACAAUGCUCUGGUCAUUGAUCUCGGAGGCACCCAUGAGUCAUUGUGCCAAGGAGUUACUUUGCCAGAUUCUGGCAACUCUACAGUAAGAAAUGGAGGCACUGAAAUCAACCCUCACAUCCCAGCUUGUGUAGGAAGUAUAACUGAAGGAUUAAAUUCAACUGUAGGGCUAAAUUCACUGUCUUUGUCAAGACAACUGGAAGUUGAUCGGUUUUAUCGAAUGGACAUAUUUCAUGCCCAACGUCAUUCUUGUAUUAAUCAUUGCCCCAGCUGUACAUCAUCGUUCCACGUUGCAACUACAAUUAAGGCACUUGAUUGUGUCAGCCAAGUUGUAGAGAUGGAGGCUAAAGAAAAUGCCAAUUUUACAGAACCAAUUGGUUUGGUUACUAUUAAGCCAUACAAUGUGAUAUUUGAAGGCAUUCUCAAUUUCACAUUCACCAUACUAGAGGAAAACAACGACGGAAAAUUUAUGCUGAACAAUGUUACAGGGGAAAUUACAGUUCUAACGGUACUGGACCGUGAGGAGGAUCCAGAUUAUUUGUUGGUUGUGAAUGUGGCAAGUGCUAAUAAUCAUGGCCUUUCUGCCAUCAUUGCUGUCAUGAUUAAUGUGGUUGAUGACAAUGACAAUUCUCCAGUUGUGAGUCUUAGUUCUGCUGAAGUUACAGUUGAUGAGUUGGCUUCAAGUGGAGUUCCUAUUGUUAACGUUUCUGCUGCAGACAAUGACAUUGGCAUCAACAGUCAGCUUAAUUUUUCAGUCGUUGCAGUAUCUGCAAGAAGAUUUGUGAAGGAAACUUACCAGGUUACUGUAACUGUUGGUGCAACAGACUUAGGCGUACCUCCACUGACUGGAACUGGGACCGUCGUUGUUAAGAAAGUAUGUGAGGGAAGCAGUUUCUUCAUUGAUUUUUCAGCCUUGCAGUUGAAGAUGGUUGCGGGUCCAUAUUACCUGGAUGAAGUGACUGGAGAAUGUCUUCCUUGCCCUGCUGGUUACUAUUGUAAUGGUGAUGGGCUACGGCACAAGUGUGGAUGUGCUCGAAACGACUCUGGUUGCAACAACAUACCAAGCGAAUAUUCUAACGGUCUUGCAUCGGAAUGCAGUGUGUGUCCCGAAGGCUGGAUUUGCAGUGACGGCCGUGCACAUCCAUGUCAAAGUGGCUACUAUGCAGAUCUGUGUGGCAUUGAGGAAUGUCAAGAAGCUUGUGUUCCCUGUCCUGUGGGCAGCAUAUGUUUAGGAGGAAAGAGAACUGAAUGCUGGGCAGGGACAUAUGAAGUAGAUAACGUUCGAUGUCAGUCAUGUCCAAAAGGGUUCUAUAGCAAUGGAACAAGUAAUACAAAAUGUGCAUGCUGUCCUGUUGGCUAUCGAAGUUCUCAUGGAAAAGAUGGCUGUCAACCUUGUGGAUACAACGAGUGGUCAAGUGGAGAUCCUGACAACGAAUGUGGAAUUUGUAGAACUUGCAGUUUGAGUGACAACUGCAUUUGUCGCAGCAGGCCGUGCUUUCCUGGUGUACAGUGCAUCAAUCUGGUUAGUCAGACUCCUUCGUUCUCAUGCUUGGAAUGUCCACCAGGAUAUCAAGGAAAUGGCACCGACUGCACUGAUGUUGAUGAGUGUGCUGAGUCAACUCCUUGUUCGGUGAUGACACAAUGCAUUAACACAUAUCCUGGCUACAUGUGUAGUGCUUGCCCACCGGGGUAUACUGGUCAUGUGCCACAUGGUGUUGGAGUAGAACAUGCAAUGCAUAUUAAGCAGGUGUGUGAUGAUAUUGAUGAGUGCGAGGUCAACGAUGGAGGUUGUGCAGCACGUUCUGUCUGCAUCAAUGAACCGGGUACUUUCAGUUGUAGUGCCUGUGAGCCAGGGUACAUUGGAAACGGAUACACAGGUUGCCUUCUGGGAGACUUCUGUGAACUGGGCAAGCAUAGUUGUGACCCAAAUGCUUUAUGUGUAACAACUGCUCUCGGAAAAUAUUUUUGUGAAUGUAUGCACGGCUUUACUGGUAAUGGUUACUACUGCGGUAAAGACACCGAUCUUGAUGGAUUUCCAGAUGAAAGAUUGUUUUGUAUAGACAGGUUGUGCUACAAGGAUAACUGUCCUGACAAGCCAAAUAGCGGUCAAGAGAAUGCUGAUAAUGAUGGGUUUGGAGAUGCCUGUGAUGAUGAUAUUGACAACGAUGGCUGGGUCAACUAUAAAGAUAACUGUCGCUAUGUGUAUAACACUGAUCAAGCUGAUUUUGAUGGAGAUGGUGUUGGUGAUGUUUGUGACAACUGUUGGAAUUACACGAAUUUGCUAAGAGCAGACAAUGGUAGUGAUACAAGAAAUCCAAUGCAACUAGACUCUGACAGAGAUGGUCUGGGUGAUAUGUGCGAACACGACAGAGAUGGAGAUGGUGUUAAUGAUGACAUCGACAACUGCAUCUUUGUCUACAACUCAAAUCAAACUGAUACUGAUCAAGAUGGCUUUGGCGACGUGUGUGACAAUUGUCCAACAGCAUCCAGCUCUAAUCAAGGAGAUUAUGAUCGAGACUUUGUUGGUGAUCGAUGUGAUAGCUCAUCAGACAGUGAUCAGGAUGGUGUUCAGGACAGUAUUGACAACUGCGUGUCUGAUCCCAAUAGUGAUCAGCUGGAUGUGGAUGGUGAUGGCACAGGUGAUGUGUGUGACUCAGAUAGAGAUAAUGAUGGGAUAGAUGAUGUAUUGGACAAUUGCCCUGUUGUUGCUAAUGCUAACCAGGAUGAUACAGAUGGUGACGGCAGGGGAGAUUCUUGUCAGAAUGACUUUGAUGGCGACGGCAUCGUCGACACAGAUGACAACUGCCCUAUCAAUCCUUUAAUAUUUCGCACCAAUUUCUCAUUGCAUUUCAACACGUCAAUCGAUGUCACUCCCCAAACAUUUGCAGAAUGGAUAAUAACCGACGAGGGAGCUGAAAUCACACAAAAGAAGUCGACGUCACCGGCGUUUCUAUUGAGUAGAUCAGGGUUUCAAGCUGUCGACUUCAGCGGCACAAUCUUUGUUGACACAGACUUCGAUACCGAUUUAAUUGGUGUCGUGUUUGGAUACCAGAACUUUGCACACUUUUACAUUGUGACAUGGAAAAACAAACAAGAGGAGUACUUUCAGGACAGCUGCUGGCGAGCAACAGCAAGAGGGUUUUCACUAAAGAAAGUUUACGGUUCACCACGAAGUGAGCAGUGCCUGAGAAAUGCCAUUUGGGAAUCAACAUCUUCGUUAAAUUGGUAUUAUAACUUUCGGACUGAAGUCUUGUUUACUAGCGGCAUGUCAUGGCAGCAUCGAACUGCUUACAAGUUUUUUGUCUCUCAUCGUCCUUCUGUUGGACUCAUUCGUGUUGUCAUAGAAGACGAGAAUGGGACAGUUGUGGACACGGGGCAGUUGUUUGACUCUAUGUUUGCCGGUGGACGGAUUGGUGUGUUCAGCUUCUCACAACAAGAUGUCAUUUGGUCAAACUUGAAGUAUACUUGUGCUGAAAGAAUCAAUCACGCUCUGGAAUUCGAUGGGAUUGACGACAGCGUAGAUCUUCCUGAAGCUUCCAGCCUUAGUCUAGACAGCAGCUUUACAGUUGAUGCAUGGAUUCGAGUGCCGAAGGACUGUUGUGACAGCAUUCGACCUGUCAUUUGUACUCGUGAGGGUGCACUCUGUUUGUAUAUCGAGAACAAUUUUGUUCAUGGUGUGUUGAGCAACAAAUACGUCCACAGUUCAGACCGUGUAGAGGGCGGAGAAUGGAAUCACGUCGGAUUACGAUUUGAAGCAAUAACUGCAGAGUUGUCUCUAAUACUAAACGGCACCGUCGUCGACACAGCAUACAACGUGCAGACAUAUCAAGGUACCGAACGAAUUUACUUAGCUCGAAAUCAUAAGCUCCAGUUCUUUCACGGAUAUAUAGAGGAGCUUCGGUUUUGGUCUCUGGCCCUACCAGAUAGUUAUAUUGCCAGAUACUACGUGUCUAGCUCACUGAGUGGAGCACAAACACAAGCACAACUUCGGGCACAUUUUGAUAUCAACACAGGAUCGGGACGCACACUGUAUGACCAAACUCAAAAUAAUCUUCACGGUUUUAUCUAUGGUGAUCCAAAGUGGGUUGCGAGCUCAUUAAAUUUCGCUUCUCUUGAAAACAAUCUAAAACGACGGAAGCGUGAUGUAGUAAAGCCGUCUGAAAAUGGCAACGGGAAAGAUGAACUGUAAGCGUCAACUGCUCAAAACAUCAAAUUGCACGUGCAAUAGUCCUUCAUCAAAACAAUGAUAUCUCUUUGCUUCACAUUUAAUUAAUACGUGUUUGUUAUUCCAGGAGUCUGGAUUUAGUUAGUUUCUACUUUAGAAUUUCUCUAAUGCCUUAAUAUUUGUUAAUGCAUUAUAUGAUUAUUGUAUUAUCAUCUCAGUAAUAGUG
Corticium candelabrum is the source of this 6676-nucleotide messenger RNA. RefSeq lists its product as uncharacterized. Gene Ontology annotation, cellular component: extracellular region; plasma membrane. The transcript is spliced from 55 exons. NCBI's taxonomy places the organism in Eukaryota, Metazoa, Porifera, Homoscleromorpha, Homosclerophorida, Plakinidae. Gene Ontology annotation, biological process: homophilic cell-cell adhesion. The coding region runs from base 16 to 6474 and encodes 2152 amino acids. Gene Ontology annotation, molecular function: protein binding; calcium ion binding. The record is from RefSeq and is a predicted model, not a curated record.